Messenger RNA from Fraxinus pennsylvanica, 870 nucleotides. NCBI's taxonomy places the organism in Eukaryota, Viridiplantae, Streptophyta, Magnoliopsida, Lamiales, Oleaceae. The record is from the annotation of a GenBank genome assembly.
AUGUCUUUGUUGCCUAACAGUGUUGCAUAUAUGGCACAAGUCCUCAGGCAUGAGGCGGAGGAGCGCGAGACUUUCCACAAGUUCUUCGAGUGCUGGCUUGCUGAGCAAAGCCAGCAUCUCGAACAACUUGUUUCUGCCUCUAAAGAACGGGACCAGUUAGAGAAUGAUCGAACCAAAGAAGAAUUUGAUGGGAGAGUUUUGCGUCCUAUAUUCCACCGUGUUGUGCAGCAUUACGAGCAUUAUUACGAGGCGAAAGCGAGGUGGGCUAAACAUGAUGUGCUAACCAUGUUCAAUCCUUCAUGGACGAGCACUCUCGAGGAUGCUUUCUUGUGGAUUGGCGGUUGGAGGCCCAGUAUGGCGUUUCAUUUGUUGUACUCGAAGUCAGGCCAACAGUUUGAGGCUCAAAUUUCUGAGUUGAUACGAGGACUCAGUACCAGUGACUUGGGAGAUCUUUCACCAAGUCAACUUAGACAGGUUGAUGAAUUACAGAGGAAAACCAUAAGGGAAGAGAAGGAGAUUAGUGAGAAGCAGGCAAAGCUUCAGGAGACGAUUGCAGACUCGUCCAUGGUCGAGCUGUCCACUGUUGCAUCCGAGCUAACGAGAGGAGAAGCCAGUCUAGAAAGGGGUGAGAUAGACGACGGACGAGUUGAGGCAACCCUGGCACCCAAGGAGGAAGGCUUGGUGGAAGUCUUGGAAAGAGCAGAUGAACAAAGGAUGAAAACUCUCAGAGAAACACUCAACAUUUUGACUCCACUACAGGGUGUCCAUUUCUUGAUUGCUGCCGCUGAAUUACACUUGAGGGUUCAUGAAUGGGGUAAGAAGAGGGAUGCUAGGCACCAUCAAGCUGGUCGAGAUGGGCACGAGCAAUAA